Brassicogethes aeneus is the source of this 2037-nucleotide messenger RNA. The record is from the annotation of a GenBank genome assembly. Lineage: Eukaryota; Metazoa; Arthropoda; Insecta; Coleoptera; Nitidulidae.
UGUUUGCGGUUAACCUACAAAAAUGCUUAAUAUUGUUAUUUUGUAAUUGAUACGCGAAAAAGUGUUAUAAUAUUGUUCAUAAUGGAUUAUAACUUUGAUCUUUUACGUAUUGAAUACAGAGAUGUUUUGGAAAAAUCGUUCAAAAUUAAGAAAAUAAACAAAAUAGAGGAUAAAGUAAAGAGUAUAAAUCGCACAGAUAUCGAUUUAAAAACGCCUUUAGACCAGGCUUUCAGAGAUUAUCUACUAAAAUUACUUGAAGAUGAAGUACAUGUCGAAAAACUAAAAGAAUAUGUACAGUUUUGUAUUGAUACUUGCAGAAGGGGUCUUACAGGCCCCACGUUGCCAGUUGUACUCCUAGGUGACAUAUUUGAAGCCCUAACACUCGAUAUGUGCAAGGAAAUGUUUGGUUUUGUAGAAAACAAUGUGCAGGUUUGGAAAGAAGACUUAUUUUUUACAUCGUGUAAAAAUCAUUUGCUGCGAUUGUGUAACGAUUUACUGCGCAGGCUGUCACGCUCAACUGCUACAGUUUUCUGCGGUAAAAUUUUACUCUUCUUGGCCAAAUUUUUUCCCUUCUCUGAAAGAUCUGGUUUGAAUAUAGUCAGCGAGUUUAACUUUGAGAAUAUCACUGAGUAUACAAGGGAUGCUGGUGAUGAUGAGUAUGUCAAAGAGAUUCCAGGAGAUCAGAAGAAUAUUGUUAUUGAUUUUACUUUUUACUGCAAAUUUUGGCAGCUGCAGGAUUUUUUCAGGAACCCUAACCAAUGUUACAGCAAGGUUGAAUGGAAGCAAUUUUGUGCUCAUUCAACAAGUAUUUUAAACACUUUUCAAGGUAUUAAAAUAGAUUACGUAAACACUGAAGAAAAUUCUAACAAAGGCUAUUUUGCCAAGUAUUUGACCAGUCAAAAGUUGUUAGAUUUACAGUUGUAUGAUGUUAACUUUAGAAGAUCGGUUUUACUGCAAUUUUUGGUGGUUUUUCAAUAUCUCACAUCAUCUGUUAAGUUUAAAUCCGACAGCUACGAGUUAAAAACCGAGCAAAAAGAAUGGAUAGCAACAAACAAGGAAAAAAUAUACAGCCUACUCAAAGACACGCCGCCAGAUGGCGACAAGUUCGCCGAAAUAGCCAAAAAAAUUCUCGGCCGCGAAGAAUUGUGGAACGCCUGGAAAAACGACGGUUGUCCGGAAAUCAAGAAAAAUUUUGACAUAUCGGAACCUAAGGAGAACGAAAAUAGGCGCCCUCUGCUGGGCGAUAUCCUGAAAGAAGCCAACAAAGAAGGCAGGUUUUACAUGGGCAGCGGUGAGUUGACCAAACUUUGGAAUCAUUGCCCGAACAAUCUUGAGGCUUGUAAAGGCAAAGAAAGAGACUUUUUACCGUCUCUGGAAGAUUAUUUCUCUGAAAUCAUCGAAUCAAUAGAGAAUAUAUCGAGCUUAAAAGAUGACGAUAACUUGUUAAAAGAUGGUAAUUUCGGUUGGAGAGCACUAAGACUGUUGGCCAGAAGAAGUCCGCAUUUUUUUACCUACAGUAACACUAUAAUGAAUCCGUUAUCGUCAUAUUUGGAAAUGAUGGUUAGAAAAAUAGCCUCUGAAAAACCCGGCUUACAAGAGCAAAAUGAAAAUAAUCAAAACGAUAACGAGUUGGAGGAAAAUUUGUUGACUGAAGAAGAACCCCAAUCCGAAAAUUUGCAGCAAGACAACACCGAAGACUUCGUCGACGAUAACAACCCUAGAUCUGACAACAAGGGCAUCACCGAAACCCAAAUGCAGCUGUUCUGCAUGAAGAUAGCCGCGGACUGGGAAAAGUUGGCCGUUAAGUUGGGUUACAAACCGGACGAAAUCGAGUUUUUCAAGAACGAAAACCCGACGGAAAUCGACCAGGCAAAAAAUAUGUUGCAAUUGUGGUUCGAAGAUGAUGAGGAUGCAACAAUGGAUAACUUUUUGUAUAUUUUGGAAGGUUUAAACAUGACUGAAGCAGCCGAGGUUGUAAGAAAUGAAAUAAGUAACACUAUGGAUACUAAUUAAGUAAUAAAAACUUUAUUAUUUACA